This is a messenger RNA of Triticum turgidum subsp. durum (durum wheat), 1548 nucleotides long. NCBI's taxonomy places the organism in Eukaryota, Viridiplantae, Streptophyta, Magnoliopsida, Poales, Poaceae. The record is from the annotation of a GenBank genome assembly.
AUGCCUAGGAUUGCUGCGAAGCUCCCGCGCCGCCGCCGGCGGCUGUGCGCGGACGAGGACCGCCUCGGUGACCUCCCCGACGAUCUGCUCCUUGACAUCCUGCGCCGCCUCGACACCCGCACCGCGCUCGGCGCCGCGGCGCUCUCCAGGCGCUGGGCCAGCCUGCCCCGCGAGGUCCCCGUCCUGGACCUCAAGGUCAGCGACAUACUGCCGCCCCGCUACCACCGGUGCUUCCGCCUCCGCGAAGACGCCAGGGAUUCGAAAAUCAGCUCGACCUUGUCUGACAGGAGGCUUCUAGAGGCUAUCACCGCCCGGUACGAGCGCCGCGCCAUGCGAUCCAUGGUCUGCUCCCUCAAGAGCCUCCUGGCCAGCCAAGCUCGCCGGCGCGUGGAGAGGCUGUCGCUCGAGGUCUUCGCCUACAGCACCUCGGCCUGCAUCAACCGCCUGGUCGUGGACGCCGUCGAUUCCUGGGGCGUCCGGGAUCUGGAGGUUGUUGCCACCCCGACAGGGCCGCUCACGCGUCUGGAGCCGUCGGCCUACAGCUUCCCUCUUGGCCUCAUCAGCAGGAAGCCCGGCGAGUCCCGACUGCGAAGCCUCAAGCUUGCCAACUGCUUGCCCCCGCCGCUCCGGGGAUUCAACGCGCUCACCACGCUCGUCUUGCGAGACUUGCCGGUUCCCACGCCGGCGGCCGCCUACGAGGAAGCGGUCGCCGCGUGCCCGCAGUUGCAAGUGCUACACAUCCUUUCAUGCGAGAUCAAGAUAACUGCCCGCAGGGUGGUUCUUGACGCGCCCAAAUCGGAAAUCAGGGAGCUUGUACUCGGCGGCGAGCUCGUGUCGGUCGAGAUCCGGUCUCUCCCGAAGCUCGAGAGUCUCGCCAGCCAGGAAGCUACCGUGCUGCUUUGCUCCGCCGCCGCCGCCCCGUGCCUUGCGCACGUGAGCCUCGCCUUCUCGGUUGGCCGACUGGAAGGGGGCGGUUUAGCUGGUCUAAACCGCUCCUACCGCGACUUCUUGAUUCAGCGGCUCGUGCAGUUCUUCCAGGGCGCCAUCACCGUGAAGGAUCUGGUCUUGCGGUUUACUGGGCCAGAGAUGUGGAUCAUGCCGGAGAAUCCCUUCUCUGCAAUGGCGAACCUGAGAAGGCUGCUCGUCGCCGAUGUGCCUUCCUCAUGGGACGCCUCAUGGCCGCGCCUGCUCAUCGAGACGGCACCGUUACUUGAGAGCCUUUAUGUGCAUGUCUCCCACAGCGAAGGCGAGCCGAGACAGGAGGUGCCGGGGGAGACAUCGGCUUCGCGCCAUUACCAUUUGAAGGAGCUUGUUGUCAUUGGAUUCCAGAGGACGGAGAGGCAGAUGCGCCUUGUGAGGUUCACCGUGGAGGUAUCCACGGCGCUGCGGCGUGUCGCACUGCUCAAGCAGGGACGCGUCGAGGACAAAGGGUCCUGCUGCGACUGGGAGGUGGUGAGCCAGCAGAGCGCGUGGUGCGACGAGGAGAGGCUCGCCGUUCUGGAUGGUAUCGGCUGUUCGACGGGACAGAUCGAAGUGGUGCUCAGUUGA